Ixodes scapularis (black-legged tick) is the source of this 600-nucleotide messenger RNA. RefSeq lists its product as uncharacterized. Gene Ontology annotation, biological process: G protein-coupled receptor signaling pathway. NCBI's taxonomy places the organism in Eukaryota, Metazoa, Arthropoda, Arachnida, Ixodida, Ixodidae. Gene Ontology annotation, cellular component: plasma membrane. The transcript has 2 exons. Gene Ontology annotation, molecular function: G protein-coupled receptor activity. Bases 1 to 600 code for a protein of 199 amino acids. The record is from RefSeq and is a predicted model, not a curated record.
AUGUACUACAUCACCAUCAUCGACACGGUGCUGACGCUCAUCGUGCCCUUCCUGCUACUGACGGUGAUGAACUUCAUGAUCGCCAGGUCCAUCUACCUCUUCUACGCCAGGUAUCGCCAGCAGAGAGCCUUCUGCAGGGAGGGAUACCCCAUGAGGGUGUUUAUAAAUCCCCUUCCUUCGAAGCAGAAUGGCUCGGGCAGCACUCUGCACGCCACCCAAAGCGGCAGCAACGUCAUUACGCCUGUGACGCAGAUGAGCGUGACCCGAAUGCUCCUGCUCGUGUCCACGGUCUUCAUCUUGCUCAACCUGCCCAGCUACGUCUUGCGCAUCUACGUUUUUCUGCUCUAUUUUGGCGAUGCCGAGUCCCUGGAGGCGGCCUCCGGUUCCCUGGCUUACAUCCUUCAGCGAUACUGUAUGAUUUUGUACUACACCAACUUCGCCAUCAACUUUGUCCUGUACAACGCGAGCUCCAGAAUGUUUCGCGUCACGCUGUGCGACUACGCGAGGAACCGCUGGUUGGCGUUCCGCAACUCCAUUGUUAGACUCCGGAAUACCUUGUCGCACUCUUCGACGAGUCAGAACGACGUAGUCAUCAUGUAG